Trichobilharzia regenti is the source of this 639-nucleotide messenger RNA. The record is from the annotation of a GenBank genome assembly. NCBI's taxonomy places the organism in Eukaryota, Metazoa, Platyhelminthes, Trematoda, Strigeidida, Schistosomatidae.
AUGUCGUACGCAUAUCUCUUCAAGUACAUUAUCAUAGGUGAUACAGGAGUUGGAAAAUCAUGUUUACUGCUGCAGUUUACCGACAAACGAUUCCAACCGGUUCAUGAUUUAACCAUCGGUGUUGAAUUCGGUGCUCGAAUGAUCAAUAUUGAUGGGAAACAGAUCAAAUUGCAAAUAUGGGAUACGGCUGGACAAGAGUCAUUCCGAUCUAUCACUCGAUCUUAUUAUCGUGGUGCAGCUGGUGCUCUACUGGUAUACGAUAUCACCAGGAGAGAGACAUUUACGCAUUUAACUACGUGGCUUGAGGAUGCUAGACAACACUCUAGCUCCAAUAUGGUUAUUAUGCUGAUAGGAAAUAAAAGUGAUCUGGAAAGUCGACGGGAUGUUAAGAAAGAAGAAGGCGAAGCAUUCGCCAGGGAACAUGGUCUGAUUUUCAUGGAAACAUCAGCUAAAACUGCUGCUAAUGUCGAAGAAGCUUUUAUUGAUACAGCUAAAUGUAUACAUGAAAAAAUCCAAGAAGGUGUUCUGGAUGUUAAUAAUGAGGCCAAUGGUAUUAAGCUUGGACCUCAUCAUAACCCGGUUGGCGGUGCGUAUAACAAUACCAUGACAAAUCGUGCUUCUGGUUCCGGCUGCUGUUAA